GCGAUUGCGCUGUGUGCAUUCAAUGGGAAGCGGUCUGGAUAUUUGAGAUUUAAGAAGGGUGAUCUUAUUACGGUGACGAAAAAGACAUCUUCUACCAAAGAUUGGUGGAAAGGCAUCAUCGCAGGCACCUCCGGCGCCCGAAGCGGUACCUUCCCUGCCAGCUACGUGGAAAUG
Messenger RNA from Hyaloscypha bicolor E, 174 nucleotides. RefSeq lists its product as uncharacterized. Gene Ontology annotation, biological process: actin cortical patch localization; plasma membrane tubulation; endocytosis. Gene Ontology annotation, molecular function: lipid binding; protein binding. The record is from RefSeq and is a predicted model, not a curated record. The annotation marks the transcript as partial. The transcript has a single exon. Gene Ontology annotation, cellular component: actin cortical patch. Lineage: Eukaryota; Fungi; Ascomycota; Leotiomycetes; Helotiales; Hyaloscyphaceae.